This is a messenger RNA of Ustilaginoidea virens, 1041 nucleotides long. RefSeq lists its product as uncharacterized. The transcript has a single exon. NCBI's taxonomy places the organism in Eukaryota, Fungi, Ascomycota, Sordariomycetes, Hypocreales, Clavicipitaceae. The coding region runs from base 1 to 1041 and encodes 346 amino acids. The record is from RefSeq and is a predicted model, not a curated record.
AUGUUUCCACUCUUCCUUCAAUUGCCCAGCGAUAUCCGGCGCAAGAUAUGGCUGGCCACUCUCGGUCCUAUGACGCUCACAUUCACCGAGGGAGAACCACCAGUCGAGGUGGACGAAGAGUCUGAAUUGGCAGAGGAGGACCCGCAUGAGACCGAAAGACGACUAAGUCUUAGUGAACUCUACUCUGCUAUUUACAGUCCCUCUGGACAAUACUUUGAUAGCACUGAUACGCCCGAGGACACGGAUGAGGUUGCAGAUGAUGAUGCAGGAGACGAUGAUGUUGUUUGCCCCCAAAAGAAGUUGUUUGCGAAUUACACUCGAUACUUUGGCUACGUCGCACUCAAAGACGGAAGCUCCCGCUUAACCUUUGUGGUCGAGUCAUCCGCCGCUUACCUCGCAUGCAAAGAGUCUCGCGCCUUUCUCCGAUUCAUUUUUGCGGAGCCGGUCAGGCCAGGCGGAGGACUUCCCAGCUGGUUCCGCUUUGACAUGGACACGGUCCGAUUCAAGGAUGUCUACCUGGACAUGAUUUCUGAGCAUGCCUGGUUCACCCAGACGGAGAACCUGAUUGUUGCUAUAGUAUGUGGAGCCGACAACUAUCUGGGCCUUUCCGACGACAUUUUGACCGGAAAGAAGCACAGUUGGAUUCAAGACAACCUGGCUUGUUUGAAGAAUAUCACAUUUGAAAUGCAUCCUGCCCGAAGUGCCAGGACCUGUGGUCCAAAAGCUCUCACUGGAGACUGGUUGGACCCCUGGUGGGAAGCAUUCGAGCAGUGGUAUAAUUGCAAGUAUGGAUCUGAGCCGGCUUCUUUCUAUGCCAAAGUCAUAAGCUAUUGUGAUGGAAUCCCGGAGGUGACGCCAGAAAAUUAUCUCCGCGCGUACAAGAUUGUCCAACAAAAACACUACCAAACGUGCUUCCCAAAUGAGAAUUGGAAAUCAAACGUGUGGAGCAAGAGGACACUGGAUAUCCUGGAGGCUACAGACGAGGAAUUGAACAACCCCACCGAGUUUCUCAAGAAGCACCGGCCGUCAUGGGAUGAGUAA